Dufourea novaeangliae is the source of this 2295-nucleotide messenger RNA. RefSeq names its product peroxisomal membrane protein PMP34 (gene PMP34). The transcript has 9 exons. The record is from RefSeq and is a predicted model, not a curated record. Lineage: Eukaryota; Metazoa; Arthropoda; Insecta; Hymenoptera; Halictidae. Bases 259 to 1182 code for a protein of 307 amino acids. Gene Ontology annotation, molecular function: ADP transmembrane transporter activity; coenzyme A transmembrane transporter activity; FAD transmembrane transporter activity. Gene Ontology annotation, cellular component: peroxisomal membrane.
UCAUCGAGCGUGCACAAGAAUCGCUCGUGAACGUUUGGACCCAUCCGCGCGGUUCUAACCUAGCGUGAAUCGACCAGACGAGCCCUCGAACUUUCACCGAUUAUUUGUUGUUGUUGUCGUGAAUCACUAUUCCGAGUGACGUGGACACGUUUGUGAGAACAUAUCUCGAUCUCUUUCCGAGAUGAUCGUAAAUUGACUUGUGACCAUUAGAGUUACUCGAAUAUUUUUUAAACUUUCGACUCGAAUUACUUCAGAAAAAUGGGCGGAAGCGGAUACAACAGAAGCAUCUUCACGUACGAGACUCUGGUCCACGCGAUAUCCGGUGCAGCCGGUAGCGUCGUUGCCAUGGCAACGUUCUUCCCGUUGGACACCGUACGAAGUCGCCUGCAACUGGAAGAGGGACGUGAGUCGAAGAACACACUGGCGACGAUCCGCGAGCUCACCAUGAAGGAAGGACCAUACACCUUGUACAGAGGAAUGGUGCCUGUCCUCCAGAGCCUCUGCGCCAGUAAUUUCGUUUACUUCUACACAUUCCACGGCAUGAAGAUGCUUCGAACACGAAGAAAUCAAACGGCUGGAAACGAUUUGCUGGUCGCUUCCAUUGCUGGUGUGAUCAACGUCCUCACCACGACGCCAUUGUGGGUGGUGAACACCAGACUAAAGAUGAGGGGAGUCGGCCAAGCCCCAGAAAGGAACAACAACGAGUACAGCACGUUGUACGAUGGUCUCCUGCACAUUUGGAAGUACGAAGGCCUGGGCAGCCUGUGGGCAGGGACAUUGCCAAGUCUGAUGCUCGUCAUGAACCCAGCCAUUCAGUUCAUGACUUAUGAAAGCAUCAAAAGGAAAGUGACCGCGUCGUUGCACGGCUCCCAACCACCUGCAUGGAUGUUCUUCGCCAUUGGUGCCAUAGCGAAGGCCGUUGCCACAGCGUUGACUUAUCCGUUGCAACUGGUUCAAACGAAACUUAGACAUGGCCACAAGUAUCCAAAUCUUCCGCCAAAAGCCGGCACGUUACAGAUACUUUUAUACAUAUUAAAAAAACACGGAAUAGCGGGACUGUACAAGGGAAUGGAAGCCAAAUUAUUGCAAACGGUUUUAACAGCCGCGUUGAUGUUUCUGGCUUACGAAAAGAUCUCGAGAUUCGUAUUUCGUAUUCUCUUCCACAGACCGAUCUUAAGAUAAUGAUUCCCCACUUGCACUGAACAGUAUUAGCCGGGAAUGUUAAAAUUCAUCCGGUUAUUAAUAACGAUUAGUGACACAUUCAACGAGAAACGAUAAUCUAUUCUCUGAUAACAAGCAACAUUUCUUAGUGCAAAACAUAAAAGAAAUCCAUGUCGUUCCUUAUGAACGACAUAAAAGUUGUCUUCGUGAAAUAUUGACCAUUAGACUGCGUAUUUUAUGCAUUUCGACCAUCCAGAAAUAUACAAGAACAAAAUGAAAUUAAAUAAUAUUUUUUGAAUUAAGCUUCCAUUAACUUUUAAGUUUAUCUCUUUUUCAUGUCUGCCCACAUAGUCUCUACGAUAUAUUUAUAAAUAUGCAUGAAUAUCCGCAGUCUAAUUGUCGUUUAAGAAUUCUAUAAUACCAAUCGAGAUGUCGUUGACAUCCAUGUUGAAGGUUUUUUUUGUUUUCGUUUGUUUAACCAACAACUGUCAACGCAGAACGAACGGGGGGAAAUAGAUAGAGAGACAAUGCAUCGCGUUUCUACGUUAGUCCGGAAAAUGUAAGCACGGGCAACGGGAAUACUGGCGAAUUUCAGGAAACCGCAUUUCCGAUUUCAGUCGCACUUCCGUCGUAAAACGAGCCGGUCCGCGUCGCCGUUGCCGCGGACACGCGCGACCAGGUCAGAAUGGAACGGUAGGCCGAUCGAGCGCGUAACCUCUGUCGGUCACCGAAGCUUGACGUCGAAGAAAACCGAGAACCGAUCGUCGAACGCGAUACUAAAACUCUGGAGCAAACUGAAACUGCGCAAGGAACCACGGAAACAACCAGUACCGGAUACACGCGUGUCGCUGACUUCCGUGUAGGUUUUUGAAAUAAUACAAAUCAACAAUGCACUUGGCACCUACUACCUAGAAAGUCCAUUGGAUAUCAUUGUUGUAGCAUUAAAGUAAAUCAAUCCCGACGAUUUAAUAGUAUGUUACGAAUAUUACAUUAUCUGGACGAGACACUGUGAUUUAAAUUCUACAGUCGGUUAAUGAUAUUCCGAUUUCGUCUCGUUAACAUUUAAAAUAAGUUCGUUAAUAUUUGAAAUUGAAAUUUUAAUAGUGCCAAUUGAAAGAAACUGUAGCGUGUAAC